This is a messenger RNA of Argiope bruennichi, 3888 nucleotides long. RefSeq names its product metabotropic glutamate receptor 3-like. The record is from RefSeq and is a predicted model, not a curated record. Bases 321 to 3005 code for a protein of 894 amino acids. The transcript has 12 exons. NCBI's taxonomy places the organism in Eukaryota, Metazoa, Arthropoda, Arachnida, Araneae, Araneidae. Gene Ontology annotation, molecular function: adenylate cyclase inhibiting G protein-coupled glutamate receptor activity. Gene Ontology annotation, biological process: regulation of synaptic transmission, glutamatergic; G protein-coupled glutamate receptor signaling pathway. Gene Ontology annotation, cellular component: membrane.
UUGUUGAAAAGGUGAUAGGAUGAUUAAUGUAUUACCUCAUAACUGAAACUGCUCGAAACAAAGAAGCAGAUAAUUUGUACCUUUUUAUAUUUCAUACAAACAUAUCAAUGGAUAUAGCUUUACAUAACUUUAUAGCCCAAAGAAGAAUUUCUGUUCGGUUUUGGAGAUUUACGUAGAAGACCUGCCAACUGAAUUCUCGAAAUUUGUUUGGAUGCAGCUGAAAUAAAUAAUGACUUGGGCACAAUGAGAUGACAGAGUUAUUUUUAAAAUCUUAACAUUUUAAUCUUUAUUGAUUAUAUAGAAACUUUAAUGCUUACUUCAUGGCUGCCAAAGAUGGAAUAAUGUCAAUUUCACAAUUUAUCACAUACUUCUUGGUGCAACUUUUGAUGAAUGAAGUUCUAUCUUUUGUUCCUGAGCAUCAAAAAUCAGCUAGGAUUGAAGUUAACGAUGAAAAUCAGAUUGUGCUGGGUGGACUCUUCCCUGUGCAUGCAGAAGGUACAAGCGAAGACAACAGGUGUGGCUCCAUGCUGACCGAGAAAGGCAUUCAACGUUUAGAAGCUAUGUUAUAUGCGAUUGAUCAAAUUAAUAACAACUCAAGUUUUUGGAAAAUCAAGAUGGGUGCCGUGAUAUUAGAUACAUGCUCUUCAGAAUCGUAUGCCCUGGAACAAUCUCUACAGUUUUUGCAUUAUUCUUGUGGGCCGAAAGCCAACAUAAGCAGGAAGGUGACAGCAGUUGUUGGUGCUUCUAACAGCGUUGUAUCUGCCUCUGUGGCAAAUAUAUUCAGAUUAUUUCAGAUUCCGCAAGUGUCUUAUGCAUCCACCAGUGAGGAAUUAGAUGAUUUGCACAAAUAUCCAUACUUCUUUCGAGUGGUUCCUUCCGACAGGUUUCAAGUUCAAGCCAUCCUGGAUAUUCUUUUGGAAUUCAAAUGGACUUAUGUAUCCAUGGUGGUUUCAAAAGGCGACUACGGUGAAAACGCAGCCCAAUCACUGCAAGCCCUGAUUCGAACUUCAGCAAAUGAUGAAAUUUGUUUUGCAGUAGAAGAAAUAUUGCCUAGAAAUGCUACACAGGAAAAUUAUGAUUCAGUUGUGAGGCGCCUAAAUCGUUUUGAAAAAGCAAAAGUUGUGAUUGUGUUUCUAAAUGAAGAUAAAAUCAGUGAACUUUUCGAGGCAUGUGAAAGAUGUGAAAUACCACCUGGUCGUUUCCUCUGGAUUGGAAGCGACGGCUGGGGUACAAAGGAAAGAGUAGUUCAAGGACAUGAAAAAAUGGUCGAAGGGUCACUUACUAUUUUGCCCAAAAGAUAUCCUCUAGAAGCAGGUUUUGAUGAAUAUUUCAAAUCUUUGGAUCCAAAUCGCAAUGACCGAAAUCCCUGGUUCAAGGAAUUCUGGGAGAAUCAAUUUAAUUGCGUUUUUAACAGAGACACAGCAGCUCGACGAAAGCGAAAAACAUGCACAGGAGAAGAAGAUCUCGCCAAAUCUUAUCGACAAGAAGGCUUGGUUCCAAUGGUGAUCGAUUCUGUGCACCUUUUGGCAACAGCUAUCAAGACGAUGUGCGAAAGAGUACCGCGUUUUUGCAAGGAACCAGAGAAAAUGGAACAAAAAUAUAGAGAAAAAUUUCUAGAGAUUAUAAAAAAUACUACCUUCAAUAGUGCUCAAGGUCAUGGCGUGGUGAUAAAGUUUGAUAAUACGAGAAGUGUCUCUGUAAAUUAUUCUAUAUCAGAAUUUAGGAAACUUGCUAAUUUCGAAGAUAUUUUCGGUUACAAGGUUAUAGGCGAGUGGAAUCCAAGCAAAAGGCUAAAAGUGCUUAGACUGCCAGACUGGGAUAUGAGCGGUGGCAUUGCCUCUCGCUGCAGUGCAGAAUGUCCCGAUGGUGAAGAAAGAAUUCCAAAUUCUGAGCCUCAAAAACGGUGCUGCUGGUCUUGCAGACCUUGUAAAGGGGAGGAAUAUUUACCUGAUCCUAAAAGGCCUUGUCAGAAAUGUCCAGAAGGAACCGUACCGAGUUCGAACAAAAAGACCUGCAUAGAACAACAAAUAAAAUACGUCGGGCUAGACUUCAAAAGUCCAUGGGCCUUAGUACCUCUGAUCUUUUCCAUCUUGGGUCUGAUCAGUACCUCAGCAGUACUCGUGAUUUUCUUUCUAAAUCAAAAGACUCCGAUCAUCAUGGCAUCCGGUCGGGAACUUUGCUAUUUCAUACUUGGUGGAAUCAUAGUUUGCUAUUCUUACUCGUUUGUGGCACUUUUAGAACCAGCAGAGGUUAGUUGCGGAGCUCUUCGAAUCGGAAUGGGACUUGGUCUUUCCAUUUGCUAUUCGGCUAUCUUCACUAAAACCAACAGGCUGUCCAGAAUUUUCGAAGUUAGCAUGAAAAUGAUGAAGCGCCCAUCCUACAUCAGCCCGGAAUCGCAGAUAGUGAUAUGCGUCUGUCUAGUCCUCAUUCAAGUGACCUUGACAGUUUUGUGGCUCAUUAUAACGCCACCUAAGGUACCUAAACUAUUCGUGGAAGAUGAGAGAGGAUGGAUCACUUAUUGCGAAGUGGAUGGGAUAUCUCUGCUCUUAGGAUUAAUGUACAAUAUGUUUUUACUGAUUCUUUGCACUAUAUAUGCGUACAAAACCAGAAACAUCCCAGAAAACUUCAAUGAGACCAAAUGGAUAAGCUUCACCAUGUACGCCUCCUGUAUCAUAUGGUUGGCUUUCAUACCCAUUUACUGCAGCGCAACGAAAGAUUAUAAGGUCCAGGCUAUUAUUUUAGCAAUGAGUGUAAGUUCGAGCGGAACUGUAAUUCUUGCUUGCAUGUUCCUGCCAAAAAUUUACAUUGUCCUCUUCCGUCCUGAAAGGAAUGUCCGCUAUCCAACAAAUUCAUCAGCAACAACUGGAACGUCCGGCAGUGGACAACCAGUGCGAUAUGUAAGAGGUGCUUCAAAAACUCAGGACCAACUACAGCAGCCUUCCCCAAUUUUCAGCAAACCUGGUUCAGGUUCUCCAUUCCUCCUGCGAACGAAUCACAUACAGUAGAAAAUGAUGAACUGGAGAAGGAACAGCAUUAUAUUAUAAAAUGGUGGACUAAAUAUAAACUGAUGGAUAGAUGAAAACUAGAAUUUUUAGAUUGAAAAAUCAAAUAAUUUUUCCUUUUGAAACACUCGUUAAAAAUAUAUUUUGCAACUUCAAUCUUCCAUUAUUGCAAGAUUUAGUAAACAUGCAGUAAAAACUCUCUUAUUCGUCCAAAACAGGAUUUCGUCAGUGCCGAAUAGUUGAAUAUAUAUUUCCAGAACUUACAUGCUCUUAUUCUUGUCAUCCACGAAACUUGUAGCGAACAAGUAUAUAAUAAAAACUCUCUUAUUUCACAAAAACAGAAUCUCGUCAAUGCCGGAUAAGAACCUUUUCCGAAUAGCUGAAUAUAUGUCUCUAAAAUUUACAUGUUCAUGUUUGUGUUUUUACAUGUUCAUCUAUGGAACUUGUAACGUACAAGCAUACAAUAAAAGUUCGCUUAUUCAAAGAAAACAGGAUCGGAUAAGAGCCUUUACCAGAUAAUUGAAUAUAUGUCUGAAGAAUUUACGUGCUACUAUUUGUGAUGUAAUCCAUGGAAAUUGUACCCAUUGGUCAUAUUUUCUGGUUCAUCGGGAUGUGAUUAGAUAAAUUAUACCAAAAAUCGUACGUAGUAUUUAAAAUUAAUACAUGUAUAGAUAUAAUUUUAUUUUCAGAUAAACAUAAAAAAAAAAUAUUUUUUGAAACUGCAGUACAUACCAUGAUUUUAAAGUUACAUGUGAGACAACUUAAAACUUCGAAUAUUUUCCUGUUUACAAGGACAUCUCCUUAAUUCUAAAAAUUAAUUAUGUGUACAGUAAAUCUUUGUAAUAUCAUGUCCAAACAUUAAAAAAUUUAUUCGUUAAGUUUAAAA